CUUUUUGCUUUUCUUAUAAUUUUGCUGUUUGCAUUGGGAAAUACACACACAACGACGUUUCUUCAUCUUGCAAAAAGAGUCAAGAUGGGAGCAGGUUCAUCAAAGCAUAAGAUUACUUCACAGGAUAGGGCCAUUUUAGACCUAAAAGUGCAGCGUGAUAAACUGAAAAGAUACCAAAAGAAGCUUAAUGUCGUGAUUGAGAGGGAAGUGCAAGCGGCAAAGCAGGCUUUAGCGCAAGGAAACAAAUCAAAGGCGCUGUUAGCUUUAAAAAAGAAGAAAUACCAAGUACAACUGCUAGAGAAAACUGAUCAACAAUUGUUAAACUUGGAAGACUUGACACAAUCUAUAGAAUAUGCCUUAGUAGAGAAACAAGUAUUGGAAGGGUUAAAGAACGGCAACCAAGUCUUAAAUGAGAUUCAUAAAGAAACCUCAAUUGAGGCAGUUGAAAAAUUAUUGGAUGAUACAGCAGAUGCCAUUGCUUAUCAAAAUGAAAUUGACGAAAUGCUAAGUGGUGUUAUAAGUGCGGAGGCGGAGGAAGAGAUUUUGGAAGAAUUGGAUAAACUCAGAGAGGAAGAGUUGAAUGCAGAGCUGCCUUCUGUACCUGACAAUAAGUUACCUGUCAAACCUAUUGAAGACAAAUUGCCAAAUGUGCCUACACAUAUACCUUCCUCUGCGGCAGAAGAAGAUCAGUUAGAAAACAGACAAGCCGUGAAAUCCAGCAAACAAAAACAGGCUAUGCUGGCUUAGACCUGCAAUUUAAGCCAGGUCGAAAAUGAGGGGUGGGGAAUAAAUGAAAACCCGCCCUGGAAUGAGUCCGAGAGCUGAUACUGCCAAGUGAAUGGAUAAACGAUUACAGAGGCUGUCAAAAUUUUUUUUGCUCCCCUAUAAAUAAAAUGGUAUAGUUGAUAUUUAA
Messenger RNA from Mycotypha africana, 913 nucleotides. RefSeq names its product Snf7-domain-containing protein. Gene Ontology annotation, biological process: vesicle budding from membrane; late endosome to vacuole transport via multivesicular body sorting pathway. Bases 85 to 747 code for a protein of 220 amino acids. The transcript is spliced from 6 exons. The record is from RefSeq and is a predicted model, not a curated record. Lineage: Eukaryota; Fungi; Mucoromycota; Mucoromycetes; Mucorales; Mycotyphaceae. Gene Ontology annotation, cellular component: ESCRT III complex; multivesicular body.